Scomber japonicus (chub mackerel) is the source of this 1157-nucleotide messenger RNA. RefSeq names its product RAB3A interacting protein (rabin3) (gene rab3ip). Bases 78 to 1157 code for a protein of 359 amino acids. Gene Ontology annotation, biological process: exocytosis. Lineage: Eukaryota; Metazoa; Chordata; Actinopteri; Scombriformes; Scombridae. Gene Ontology annotation, molecular function: guanyl-nucleotide exchange factor activity. The transcript has 9 exons. The record is from RefSeq and is a predicted model, not a curated record. Gene Ontology annotation, cellular component: Golgi to plasma membrane transport vesicle.
GAAGAUGAUGAAGAUGAUGAUGAAGAUGAUGAUGAUGAUGCUUCCUGCAGAGCGGAUGAUGUCUGAGAGCAGCUGCGAUGGCCUGCAGCAGCGGUCAGAAUAACGCCGAGACGCUGGAGGGAUUCCACGAGGUGAACCUAGCGUCACCCACCACCCCUGAUCUACAGAACCAAGCGGAGCAUCGAACCCCGGCUCGUCACAGCGCUCCGCCUGCCUCUCUGUAUCGGACCCAUUCCCUUGGAGCGCCUCCUCCUGGCCUUCCCACCUCGCUGCGGGCCGACCAGCUUCCCACGCAGCCCGUUUACUCCACACCGCGGCCCAGUCACAAUGGAAGUGUGCCGGGCCUGGACGCGGAGUUGGCGGAGGGCAGCUUCCUGUCCGUAGAGGACGGGGAAGAGUGCGGCGCUCUGAGCGACAGUCUGUCGCGGCUGCGCAGUCCGUCGGUGAUGGAGGUCCGAGAGAAAGGAUGCGAGAGGCUGAAGGAGGAGCUGGUGAAGGCUCAGAGGGAGCUGCUGUUGAAGGAUGAGGAGUGUGAGAGGUUGUCUAAAGUCAGAGACCAGCUCAGCCAGGAGCUGGAGGAGCUCACCGCCAGUCUCUUCCAGGAGGCUCAUAAAAUGGUCCGAGAAGCCAACGUGAAACAAGCAAAUGCAGAGAAACAACUGAAAGAAGCUCUGGGGAAGAUCGACGUCCUCCAGGCGGAGGUGCAGGCUCUGAAGACGUUGGUGCUCUCCUCUCCCACGUCUCCCGUGGGUGAGCUCCCGUCUGCAGGAGCCUCAAAGACCCCCUUCAGGAAGGGCCACAGCAGGAACAAGAGCACCUCGUCCGCCAUGAUGGGGACGCAGCCGGACCCGUCGGCCACGCAGCCCAUCGUACGGGAGUGUAGAGAGGUGGACAGUCAGCUGUUCGGCGAGUUCAAGGCGUGGAAGGAGGAGCCGACGCUGGAGCGGAGCUGCUGCUUCCUGCAGAGAGUUUACCGUGAGGACAUUUACCCCUGCCUCACCUUCAACAAGAGCGAGCUGGGUUCGGCCAUCCUUGAAGCCGUGGAGCAGAACGCUCUCAGUGUGGAGCCGGUCGGUUUCCAGCCGCUGCCCGUCGUUAAAGCCUCUGCGGUGGAGUGCGGAGGACGAUGUUCUUCGACUUCGGGAGAGUUUGGUUAA